Molecule: messenger RNA, 2916 nt
Organism: Podarcis raffonei (Aeolian wall lizard)
Lineage: Eukaryota; Metazoa; Chordata; Lepidosauria; Squamata; Lacertidae
Gene: LSM12
Product: LSM12 homolog
Exons: 5
Coding region: 247-831 (194 amino acids)
Molecular function (GO): RNA binding
Source: RefSeq, a predicted model, not a curated record
CCGCCUCCUUUUUUUUUUUCCGCCUAGGCUGACCCAGCCAGGCGGGCUGAAAGGAGGCGAGCAGGCGCCCUGGGCCCGGCUUGGCGCGCCGGGUGGAGUCUCGGCGCCCCCUUCCCCCCCCCCGCGCCCGCCUCCCUCCUUUCCCUCCGGUUCCCACCCCCUCGGCAGAGGCUGCUGAGGCGCAGCGGGGGCGCGAAGGGUGCCGCCGCCGCCUCCACCGCCGCCGCAGCCUGGGCCUGAAACAAGAUGGCGGCCCCGGGCGAGUACUUCAGUGUGGGCAGCCAGGUGUCGUGCCAGACUUGCCAGGAGCAGCGGCUGCAGGGCGAGGUGGUGGCCUUCGACUACACCAGCAAGAUGCUGGCGCUCAAAUGCCCUUCGUCAAGCGGCAAACCUAACCACGCAGAUAUCUUGCUUAUAAACUUACAGUACGUUUCAGAUGUGAAAAUAAUUAAUGACCGUACAGAAACCCCCCCACCUUUAGCUUCUCUCAAUGUUAGCAAGCUUGCGAACAAAGCACGGAUGGAGAAGGAAGAAAAGCUGAGCCAGGCAUAUGCAAUUAGUGCUGGGGUCUCAUUGGAAGGACAGCAGCUUUUCCAGACUAUACACAAGACUAUUAAAGAUUGUAAAUGGCAAGAGAAGAAUAUAGUCGUGAUGGAAGAAGUUGUCAUUGCCCCUCCAUACCAAGUGGAAAACUGUAAAGGCAAAGAGGGGAGUGCCCUAAGUCAUGUACGCAAAAUAGUCGAGAAACAUUUUAGAGAUGUCGAAAGCCAAAAGGUGAUGCAGCGUUCACAAGUCCAGCCAACACAGAAGGAAAGCGCCCUCUCGUCCUGAGUCCCACCUGCCCUUCCUGGUUGCUACAGAUUGCUCCUGCGGGGGGUGGGGGUGGGGGGAGCCCUUCCAACACGCAGCGGCAGAUGACACAGACUUCUUCAAAAUGAGGUCGGGGGAGGGCAGGGGGGGUCCACUUCUAUUUUGUGGCGGCCCUGUAAUGGUGGGACCCACAGCUUCUGAACUUUAGACUUCAAAAAAACAAGAGAAUAAUUUAAAAACUCAUUCAUUACUUGACUAACAGACUCUUUACUUUUUUGCCCACCCGGUUCCUCCCCCCAAACCCUAGAACAGUCAGCCGUCUUGUAUUUGAGAUUUUUUCCCCUCCCAGGUCAUUUUUUUUUAUAUAUAGCUUAACUGAAAUCAAUUCCAUACCGCCCCUCUUCCUCCUGAACCAUAGGAGAAUUCAGCUCCCCAGUUGUCCUAUUAAAAAAAUAUAGAGAGAAAACAGGAAAUAACAAGCUGACUGUGGUAAUGUAAUCGGGACCUUUGUGUGAGUGGCGAUCUCUCGUUUGGUUUUUGUUUGCACAGGGCAAGGCUUGAAUUAGCCUUAUUUUUCUUAUCUCGAAGUAUAUAUAUAAUAAAUAUAUAUAUAUAUAAAAUGUCCUUUAAAUAUUUUCUGCUUCUUGCAGUACUCUGAACUGGGAUCAUGGCAGAAAAAAACAACAACAACCCCACACAUAUCUCCAUGCUGAACAAUCAAGCCUUUCAUUGUCAGCGUUCGUAUGUGUAACUCUGGAAAUCAGAUGUGUGCUGAAGUGAGGGCUUCAGCAGGCUAUAUACUCUUUGGAGGGCAUGCACUUGAGUCGCAGGCUUCCUCCUCAUGGUCUCGUCACUAGCUGAGCUUGUAUGUUAUCUUUCCAUACACGGCCUCUAGUGAUACCACCGGGUCGGCACUGUCCCUGACCAACAACACCGUACGGUAGAACUGUUGGGGUUGUUUUAGUCUUCCCAAAGGGCGUGGCAACUGGGAGAUCAGAUAACGCCAUUUUUGUGGGCAGUUCCUUUGGCGCUCCGUAGGUAAAAAAUACUUUGGUAGAGCUUAUGAGUAAUGGUGCAUGUUUAGCACCCUUGCGGCCCAACCAAGGGCUGGAGAGGCACUUGAGGGGUGUGGGCCGAGUCCACACAUGGCAGUGCUCAGCCCCAGUCUAACUGAACUGGCUCUUUCCUCUUAAAUCCUGGCUGGGGAACUUACAGUCUUCCAGAUGCUGUUGGAACUACAGCUCCCAUCAUCCUUUGCUAUUGGCCAUGCUGGCUGGGUGUGAUGAUGGGAAUUGGGAGUCCGAUAAAUCCUGGAGAGCCACGGGUUCCUCGCUCUGGUCUUAAAUAACCCGUUUAGGAAACAGUCAGGCUCCCUGGGAUCUUUUACCAUGCUACCAUGCAGCAUAGUUAAAUGAAUCCUUUUGGAUUUGACUGGUGCAGGUUGGGUGCUCCUCCCGAAUAAAUUUCCCUUGUGGCAUUGCCAUGUGAUAUUUGAAUCCUUGCAGCGAUUGGAAGCUGUAAGUGCCACUGUGAAAAUGGCUGCUGUCGCCCCUCAGUUUUGACUCUAAUUGAGAUCAGGUGCAGAAGUGGUUUUGUGUGGAGGAUUCGAAUACGCUGGUGUGCUGCUACUUUGCGGGGCAGGUGGGGUAACGAUUCGCCUCACCCCUGAGAGUAGUGCAGUAACUAUUUGCAGAAUACUGCCUGCUUUUCAAGAGGGGUUAAAUUUUAUUGUACGCAUUCAAACCAUAUUGCUAUAACGCAUUCUGGAGUUUUCCUAUCAACUUUAAUUUUAAAAAUCCCAGUUUUAGAUUUGUCUACAUUUCAUCUCUCAGUCUGGCUGCUUUCACUGUCCUUCAUAAACGCCCUUGCCUUAGAAAUAUGUUCUCGAAAGUAAAUAACUCUUGAACAUGGACAUAAAGGUGAACUUACAAAAGAUUUUUUUUUUGCCAUGAUCUCUUUCCCCCUCUCCCCUUUUUUGUUUUGUUUUUUAAAACAAAUGGAUCAAAAUUUAAAUAAUUCAAGCCCUGCCUUUCAGAAUGGAGGGAUUUUUUUUUUUAGUAUUGUCUAGCAAAACCAAUAAAAACCCAGAAUUUUUUUAACCAUCAA